CCGUUCCUCGCUCCCUCACGCUUUCACACCGAUGAACACGCUGAGUGAUGAUUGCUACAUGUGGGCAACAGUAGAUAUCUCUACACAAGAACAGAGCCACGCUAAAUCCAUUGGAUAAAGCAGCUUCUCCAGCCUGAAUCAAAGAGCUGUCGUCUACAACGCCAGUGAACUGUAAAGGCAUAUCAGCUCUUCGCUUGUUCCUACAGUACAGCUGACUUGACAAAACGGCAUUGCAAGGACAUUCAGGCCAUGAAAACUAGACUAGGUUGCCUGUCUAACAAAUCAGACUCAUGCAGCGAUUUUUCAGAAUUCCUGCCUCCUGCUCAGGAGAGAUCCACAAGAUACUUGAAGUUAUCUACAGAUGAAGUGACCAGAUGGGCUGAUUCAUUUGACACUCUGCUGUCCAAUAAGUAUGGUUUGGCAGCGUUUAGAACCUUCCUCAAAUCAGAGUUCAGUGAUGAAAACAUUGAGUUCUGGUUGGCUUGUGAGGAAUAUAAAAAGAUCAAAUCCCCUGCUAAGAUGAUGUCUAAGGCCAAUAAGAUCUACAAGGAAUUUAUUGAAGUUCAUGCUCCCAGAGAGGUUAACAUAGACCACAGGACCAGAGAGGAAACCAAACAGAGGCUUCUGGAUCCAACUCCCAACAGUCUUAAUGAAGUCCAAGCUAAAGUGUACAGCCUCAUGGAGAAAGACUCCUAUCAUCGGUUUAUAAGAUCAAAGAUCUAUCAGGACUUACUGAACAGGACACAGAUAUACUGUCAGAGGAAAUCUGUUUAAAAGUUUAUGUCUAUUUGCAUGCCUGGUUAGAGGAUACUGAGGUAAUAAGCAGACUUUAAUUGUAAUAGCACAGUCUGUGUGCUUACAAAAUAAAUAGAUGAGAAUAAUUAAAUAAAAAAGGUCAAAAGACAAACUAGUUCCUUGCAUCUAAACUUUAACAUGACCCUGUACUGUGCUUCUUUGCCCAGUUCUAUUUGUAACAUGUGGCUAUAUUCUUUCCCUUCAAUUGUGAUAGAAUAGUUGAUGUUUCUUCUGAAUGCUGGCAAGCAUGUAAAUCAGUCUCUACAUGGGAAAUAUGUAAGAGUAGAUUAUGAUAAUUUAUUUUUAUCUUCAAUGUAACUUGUGUACACAUUAGCACUGAUAUGAUUCGAUAAAAGAACUAAAGGCAUGCCUGCUGUUACUGCAUGCAGCCUCUGACUUCGCACAUUUCUCAUUGGUUCUUUUCCCUUAAAAUCUUAAAUCUAAAAAUACUUCAAUCCCACACACAAACGCACACUGAAAAUAGAUUUUUUUCUCUGAAGUGAUAUUUUUAUUGUAAUGUUCAUGUUUAUUUUGUUGUUUAUUAAUUUAUUUAAGCUUAUUCUUUCACAUGUUGAUGCUCUGAUGGUUUACAAUGACAUGUUCUUGUGAUGAUACUAGAUCAAGUAAAGCAUGUCACUUUGAA
Messenger RNA from Carassius carassius (crucian carp), 1438 nucleotides. RefSeq names its product regulator of G-protein signaling 8-like. The coding region runs from base 250 to 774 and encodes 174 amino acids. NCBI's taxonomy places the organism in Eukaryota, Metazoa, Chordata, Actinopteri, Cypriniformes, Cyprinidae. The transcript is spliced from 6 exons. The record is from RefSeq and is a predicted model, not a curated record.